Eublepharis macularius is the source of this 3768-nucleotide messenger RNA. RefSeq names its product MANSC domain containing 1 (gene MANSC1). Lineage: Eukaryota; Metazoa; Chordata; Lepidosauria; Squamata; Eublepharidae. The record is from RefSeq and is a predicted model, not a curated record. The coding region runs from base 605 to 1780 and encodes 391 amino acids. The transcript has 4 exons.
CGCGCGCCGCGGUCUUUGGGCUCUUGGGUGACCCGCUGUCCGGGGGGCGGAAGGGAGGCGCGGCAAGAGACGGGCAGAAAGAGCCGCCUCGCCUGGCCCUCCUCCUGCCGGCCCGGAUUCCACGGGAGUCUGUCGGUCCCCGGCUGGGGCUGCCUCUUGCCGCCGCGUCCCGGGCAGUCCGGCGGGGCCCCCACGGGGCGGCUCGCGGCCCUCCUCGCGCCACGCAGCGUCUCGUUCCCAGACCGGGAAAGUUUUGCGGGGAGGAAACCUCUCCACGCGCUCCCCUUUAUUUUCGGCGCUGGAGGCCAGCCUGGCUCCGGACACGGAACUCGGAGCGCACGUCUGGAUUGGCCCUUGGAAGCCCGUCCUCCGUGGCUGCAACUCCGCCCCAAGUUCUGGCCAGAAAACCCUCGAAGAGCCUCCCGGCGGCGGCGGCAGUGGCAGCAGCAGAAGGAAGCCGGCCAGCCGGCCGCUCUUCCAGGUGGGGCUCCUCGAACGCCGCGCCAGGUACUGCUGCCACAUUAAAAUGACUACCUCUUGAGUUUGGAUGAGCCUGCCAAGAAGAAGAGAGCCAUAAGGAGAAAGUUGUCCUUAAAAGAAAGAAAUGUCCCUCCUCACUGCUUCAUGCUCUGCUUGCGUAGCAGCAGUGAUACUUUGUGCUGUGCUGGAGCUGUCGCAGAGUCGAGAUUGUUCCACAGAAAAGACAGAGAAUGCUACUGUUGACCUACAAGUGGCUCUUUCCCAGGGCAUCCGUGGAGCUGAUCCAGUUCACGUUGCAUCUUGGGAAGCUUGCAUCAACAUUUGCUGUUUUGGAAAAAGCAUAUCGGCCAACAAGAAGUGCAACCUAGUAGUCUUUAAACCCCAAAAGAAGGGCAACUCUCCCAAUUGCUACCUGUUUUAUUGUCCCUCUGAGCAAGCCUGUCCAGUGAAGCAAGCAGCAGGACUGGUAACCUACAGAACAAUACGAGAUGCCGAAGUUCUAAAGCCAACUUCUUCCUCAAACAAGUCCUUGGAUUUAAUUGUGAAUGGGAGCUUUGUGUCUCCGAAAGCUGUUGUGCUUGAUGUUUCCAGCCCAACAACGCCCCCAAAUUGGCUGGAUCCUUCACAAAAGUCUGUCACACCGAAGACAUCGAAAGUACUCUUCAGCCAGAUCGAUAAACCUGUAGAUAAGAUUCACGAGCACUCCAACCACCCAAAAGGGGAAGGGGCAAACCCUUCAGAAAGUUCAGAUUCUCGGCUAACAGAUCAAACCAUCAGUUCGCUGACCCCAGCUACUAGUCCUCAGAACCUAGUUCCCAUUGUACAAUCCACUGUGAAACUACCUGCUGUUACGCGUUCCACGCAGGCAAGCACUGUGGCCGUUGUACCUCGCAGUACUGCACCAAGCGCUGGACGUACCACAGCCGACUAUGGGAAAUCGUACAUGGCAAGUGCAAGACAAAGCCACCCUGCUUCACAGCCAACUGCCACAUCCCAAGCGAGAGCCGGCAACCCCACCCCUCUGCCUUCCAGUCUGUCUAAGAAGGUUUCUUCUGCUGCGUCACACGAGGCCCAUCUUCGUGAUGGGCAACUGAGUGGGGAGAGCGAUGCUCCGGAUGGAGCUCCAGGUGAGGCCCCCUACCUGGGUGAUAAGAACGUUCUCCUAGCUGCAUUGUUUUUUGGAGUGAUAUUUUUGCUUGUGGCUCAAGUGGUAAUAGGUCAGAAGAUGAUCGAAUCUCUUCGGCAGAAGCGCUAUUCUAGGCUGGACUACUUGAUCAACGGCAUGUAUGCCAAUGUGUGAUGAGCAGGGAGUGUGAAGAGACGUGGUGGCAGGACAUUUUGCGGUCUUAACAGAAAAAAAGGAUUGACCUCAUCAUGGUAGUGGUGGAGAUGUCUCUCUUUGUGCGAAAACAAGUUUUACAAGAAACAGCUGCUUCUGAAAAUGGUAGCCCUCUGUAGCGUUCCAACUUACCUGGUCUUCACUGCAUCGGAUAUUCCCUGAUCAACGGCACUGGUUCCUCAUGGCAGAAGCAGGGAAUUAUGCAGAGUCAGGACACGGCUUAAGGGGUACCAGAUAGGAACAGAGGAAGCUGGCAUGGAGCUUGUCCUGUUUGGCAGCAGCCCCGUGUUCUUUGCAACAUUCAGUGCUGUCCUAAGGGCUUCGUUGUUUCUACUACAUUUUUUACUUGGAAGCAAUUUCACUGUGAUUUGUCGUACUAAGUAAAAUUUUAAAACAACUUCCAAAUGGAUUUAGAUGAUACAAGUGAGGGACCUGCAAGGACUUGCCGAGGGUGUCUCAUUUUCCCUUCCCCCCCACAGCCUCUCCCCCUUUCCUGCUUCCUUCUCUCCUUCCCAUCCACUUUUGCCCACCGUCUUCACCUCCCCCCCCCCAACAGCCACUGCCCUGUGGACCAGUUGCAGGGUGCCAGCUGAGCCAGGCCCAGUUGAAUGGUGGGAAACCUACACGGACUUCCAAGGGUACUUUACUUUUCCCUAUCCCCUUCCCCACACUAUAUCCUCUUUCCCUCUUCAUGGCUGCCUCCAUAAGCUCACCUUUCCCUUCAUUCUUCUCUCCUUCAAACUUACUAAACAACUUGUCUUUUAUCUCCCCCCUCCCAUCUUGAUCUAUAUUUAAUAAUAUACUGCAUUUAUAUACUACCUUUCUCCACAAUGGGGACCAAAAGCCGCUUAUGCCAUUCUCUUCUGCUGCAUAUUAUCCUUACAACAACCCUGAGAUGUAGGUUAGGCUAAGAGUUUGUGACUGGAUCAAAGUCACCCAGUGAGCUUCCACAGUAGAGUAGUGAUUUGAACCUGGGCCUCCCGUAUCCUACUCUGAAACACUAACCCCUACACUACACUGGCUUGGUGGGGAGAGUGCUGCUGUGGAACAGUAGCAAACUGUCAGGCCUGAGUAAGUCAUGCAUGUCAUGUGAUAUCAAGUCGCAUGGUGGUUGCUGCUGGGCCUGGCACCAAUGAGCCCUCCCUCAAAGGCCAAAAUAGCUCUGGGAAGGGCCCUGCCUCCUCUUCCUGCCUUUUCCUGUCAGAAUCAUGUCUGGAAUAGUGGUUAAACUGUUAUGGUUACCUAGCAACAGCCACUAACAGCAUCUGAUUCUUAAAGCUACAGGUGCUCCUUUUAUUGUUUUUGAGGCUUUUUAACCCCCCAAAUCUAUUUAUAUAUAUAGAUUUCAGAUUUUUCUGCUAACUUGGGGCAUUUUUCAGGCGCAUAGGAAGAUCUGUCUUGUCCAUUCAUGGCUCCAGUCUCCAGAUUUAAGUAUCCUCAGAUCAGGGCCAAUGGCAAAACUUACUGCAUUGAUUUGAGAAAGGACAUUAGUUAACUUCUUGACUGAAUGGAAACCGUUUAUAGACUUUUUGCGUGAAAUGGAUAACAAGGAUUUGAUGACAUCUGGAUUUAUGGGUUAAGAAACAUGAACAAUAGAAAAAAGGGGGGUUGUGACUAACCUAGAAUAAGUGUGACUCUAGAAAUGAUAUAUACUUGUUGCAGAGAAAAUCAGAACUCAACCUGUAGUGUAAUUUAGGUGCUUUUUUUCUUUUUAAUUAUAUAGAUAUAUGUAUUGUUAGUGUGUCUUAAAAAAAAAUUUCCAUAGCAUAUGGAUUAGCAUUAUCAUCUGCUAAUAGCUUCAAACAUUAGCGGCACAACAACAACAACUGGUUAAAAAAAUAGCAGCCAAAGCCAGGGUUGAUUCUUUUGAAGUAAUUUCUGAAGUGGGUCUGUGUUGUUCCUAGCUGAGUGAAAGCCUGUUUGUUCGCCCUUAGAACAUUAUUAGAAAA